Molecule: messenger RNA, 2099 nt
Organism: Tachyglossus aculeatus (Australian echidna)
Lineage: Eukaryota; Metazoa; Chordata; Mammalia; Monotremata; Tachyglossidae
Product: ceramide kinase-like
Exons: 13
Coding region: 59-1633 (524 amino acids)
Molecular function (GO): kinase activity
Source: RefSeq, a predicted model, not a curated record
CCCGUUCUUCCCGUUCUUCCCGUUCUUCCCAGCCAUUCCUGCCCGCCUCCCGACGAGCAUGGACCGGGAGGAUUCGGUGCUGCGCAUCCGGGGAGCCCCUUUCCGCGUGUCCUUGCAGCGGGGGGACUGCCUAAGGGGCACCCAGCUCAGCCCGCCCGCCGCCGGUCUGAGCUUCUGCCUGCCGCUGGCCGAGAUCGUGAGCGUGAAGCCGGGGAAGGGCAGGGUGCCCGCGGAGGAGCCGAAGGAUGCCCAGGAUGGGAGUCAGUUCACAGUGUUCUACGUGAAGAGGGAAAGGCGGCAGCGCUGGCGGCUGGACUCUCUGCUGUGUGAGGCCCAGGAUCCUGCCCGGUGUCGGGAGUGGAUGGGCAGGCUGCAGAGGGCCCUGGACCGACACGGGACCACCCGUCCCAGGAGCCUGCUGGUGUUUGUGAACCCGUUUGGGGGUCGGCGGCAGGCCGGGCACAUCUACCGCUCCAAGGUGGCAGCGCUGUUCCACCUGGCGGGGAUCGUCACUCGGGUCAUUGAGACCAGCAGCGCCUUUGAGGCCCGUGACCACAUCCUGCAGCAGGACCUGCAGGGAGUUGAUGGGCUGGUGUGUGUGGGCGGGGAUGGCAUGUUCAACGAAGUCCUGCACGGGCUGAUCAGCCGUACCCAGCGCGAGGCCGGGGUGAGCGAGCACAGCCCUGAGGCCAGCCUGGUACCCCCCUCGCUCCGCAUUGGCAUCAUCCCGGCAGGGUCUACAGACUGUGUCUGCUACAGCACGGUGGGGACCAACGACCCUGUCACUUCUGCCCUUCAUAUCAUCAUAGGAGACAGCCAGCCCUUGGACGUCUGCAGUGUCCACCAGCACGACCGCCUGGUCAAGUUCUCGGUGUCCCUCCUUGGCUACGGUUUCUAUGGUGACGUGUUGGCGGACAGCGCCGGGCGCCGCUGGAUGGGCCCCCUGCGCUACGACUAUUCAGGCUUCAAGAUGGUCCUGGGUAACCGCAGUUACCAGGGCACGGUGGAGUUCCAGAAAGCGGAGGGCACCCUCUCCCACCCCAGAGACAGCACCCGCUGCCGAGCAGGCUGCCUCGUCUGCGCAGGCUCCACAAAGCACCCGAAGAGAAAGGACGACGAGGCCAACAGGGAUUCCCUACCGGACCCCGACUCCCCUACUGAGGGCCGGUGGCAGAGUGUGGAGGGCAGCUUUGUGGCCGUGAACCUGACCUGCAUCUGCAGCGCCUGCCCCAAGAGCCCCGAGGGCCUGUCUCCUUGUGCCCACCUGGCAGACGGCACGGCUGACCUGGUGCUGGUGCGUCGCUGCUCCACGGUGGACUUCUUGCGCCACCUUUGCCGCCACACUAACCGGAGAGAUCAGUUUGACCUGCCCUUCGUCAGCGUGCACCGGGUCACGGCCCUGAGGUUCACGCCCAAGGUGGCUGAGGACUGGACCGAGGACCAGCCCAUCCUAGAACCCAAGAGCUUCUUCAGCGGCCUGUGCCCGGGAGAGCCCCUCUGGAGCUCUUGGAGCUGUGAUGGCGAGAGCCUGCCCCACGCACCCCUCAAAGCCAAGGUGCAUCACCAGCUGAUCCGCCUAUUUGCCCGGGGCAUUGAGAGUGAGAAGUCCACGCCCCUGUUCAGCCGCGGGUAGCUGGCUCCUUCCCAGGCUUGCUGAGGGCGAGAAGAGGGAGGAGGAGGAGGAGGAACCCCCAUUCGUCUCUGGCCCGGAGUGAGAAAUGGACGCAGCCCGGUCUCCUUUAGCCCUCAUCCCCGGCCGGACAGAGGGAGGGGGACGUAGCUUUGACCUGUCCACCUGCUCAGAACGAGGCACCUAGAGCCCCAGUAGGAGGAGAGGCAGGGGCAGCUUUCUGGCCUCCCCCCGUUGCCGUUCCUACUCCCUGCCCUUGCAGGAAGACCACCCGGCUUCGUGGACGUGGGCACCUAGACAAUUGCUCAACCCAUAGAGGUUCUCCCUGCUUGACUGGGAGAGGAGGCAGGGCUGGUCAGUCUCUCCUGCCUUAAGGAGGAGUAGGGGCCAUCUUUUUUCUUUAUGGUAUUCGUUUAAGCGCUUACUAUGUGCCAGGCACUGUACAAAGUGCCGCGGUAGAUAGAUGAUA